GGAGGGUUUCUGAUGCACCACACAACUGGCCCACUUCCAAUUAAAGAAGAGAGCUUAUGUUAUUGAAGAGCAGCUUAGCCAAUCAGGAGGCAGUGCAGGCAAAGACAGCAGGAAAAAAGAAGCAGAGCGAGUGGGCAAGAGCAAGGGAGAAAAAAAAACUGCAGUGUUGACUCCGAGCGUGUGGAGAAGGGGAAGAGCUUCGGUGUCCAGAGGAGAGCGACCGGCCAAAAAACGGGUUUCUGAUUGACAACAGCCUCACAGUGAUUACCUCCCGCCACUUUCAAGGAAUCAAGAUUUGGCUGGACCUUGUGUGCAGCCUAAAUGACGAAGUGGAACUUGUUCAAGCACCAAACAACGCCCAUGGUAGCUGCUGACCCAACGGGAGCCAGUGCUUUGACUGUGACUCCAGCCCUUGACGCAUUAGUCUCCACUGACAACUCCACCGAGCCCGUCGAGAAGAACGAUGGCUUCGACGAGAUCAAAAACAAAUUCCUCAAUGAAAUCGACAAGAUCCCACUGCCGUCCUGGGCCAUCAUUGCCAUUGCCGUGGUCGCUGCUUUACUCAUUCUAACAUGCUGCUUCUGCAUCAUCAAGAAAUGCUGUUGCAAGAAGAAGAAGAACAAGAAGGGCAAGAAGGGGAAGGGGGAGAUGGGAAUGAAGAACCUGAAAGGGGGAGAGAAAAACCAGGAUGAUGAUGAUGAAGAGGACGAUGUGGAACCUGGACUGACCGGAGACGAGAAAGAGGAAGAAGUCAAGGAGAAAGAGAAGCUCGGCAAGCUGCAGUACUCCAUCGAUUACGACUUCCAGGAGAACAAGCUGACUGUGGGAAUCCUCCAAGCAGCUGAUCUCCUCUCCAUGGACAGCGGUGGAACCUCCGACCCCUACGUCAAGGUGUUCGUCCUCCCCGACAAGAAGAAGAAGUACGACACAAAGGUUCACAAGAAAACGCUCAACCCCGUCUUCAACGAGACCUUUGGCUUCAAGAUUCCAUUCCAAGAAAUCGGAGGAAAGACACUGGUGAUGUGCGUCUACGACUUCGAUCGCUUCUCUAAACAUGAUGUUAUUGGAGAGAUUAAAAUACCCAUGAACACCCUGGACCUGGCCAAGCCAAUUGAGGAGUGGAAGGACCUGGACAGCGCCGAUCAAGAGGAGCCGGAGAAGCUUGGAGACAUUUGCAUCUCCCUGCGUUACGUCCCCACGGCUGGCAAACUCACCAUCUGUAUUCUGGAGGCCAAGAACCUGAAGAAAAUGGACGUGGGAGGACUGUCAGAUCCCUAUGUGAAAAUUAACCUGCUGCAGAACGGAAAGAAGCUGAAGAAGAAGAAGACCACAGUGAAGAAGAACACUUUGAAUCCGUACUACAACGAGUCCUUCAGCUUUGAGAUUCCUAUUGAUCAAAUGCAGGUAAGGAUGGGUCCCGCUUAAUACCAUAUACAAGUA
Notothenia coriiceps (black rockcod) is the source of this 1440-nucleotide messenger RNA. RefSeq names its product synaptotagmin-2-like. Gene Ontology annotation, biological process: synaptic vesicle endocytosis; calcium ion-regulated exocytosis of neurotransmitter. Gene Ontology annotation, molecular function: phosphatidylserine binding; calcium-dependent phospholipid binding; calcium ion binding. The record is from RefSeq and is a predicted model, not a curated record. The coding region runs from base 322 to 1425 and encodes 367 amino acids. Lineage: Eukaryota; Metazoa; Chordata; Actinopteri; Perciformes; Nototheniidae. Gene Ontology annotation, cellular component: synaptic vesicle membrane; axon; dense core granule. The transcript is spliced from 10 exons.